GAGUCAAGAGAGCAGUGGAAAGGGUGAAGGAGUGAGAGGAAGUGAAAAACAGCCAGAAAGAUAAACUGUAGUGUGUGCUUGUGUGUGUGUGUGUGUGUGUGUGUGUGUGUGUGUGUGUGUGUGUGUGUGUGUGUGUGUGUGUGUGUGCUUGUGUGUGUGUGUAAGAAGGGGAGGAGACUUGGCUGGUUGCUAUGCUGGAUUGGCCCUCUCCCAGUCAUGUCCCCUCAUGGGGAAUGGAAGCAGAGCAGCUCCUCAGCAGAGGGGGGUGGCAGAGGAGGACAGCAGCCACAAACACCCCGCACAGACAGACAGCUAAUGUGACGGUGGCAGGAACAACAACAGCAGCAGCAGCGCUGGCAGCGACCGUGACAGCGACAACUACAGUGGCCUCGUGCAUUAGACGCUCGGGUGGUGGAAACACAGAGCCAGGAGUUAGCCACCUGAUUCUCCGCUGUGUGUGAGAGAGAGAGAAAGAAAGAGAGAAAGCACCAAUCACCGCUGCAAAGCUCCAGGCCUGGACCUAGAACCUCACUAAUGUUUAACCUCGUUCAUCGCAAAAUGUCCACAUGCGGAGGCUCUUAAGCAGGUGGGAUCUUGUUCUGGCUACUGCUGUGAUAGCAUGCCCCAGCUGGAGGAUGCCAAAUGCAGCUUCCUCUUUUGCCUUGGAAUUUGCAUUUUUAUCUGCUCAAUCAUAUACUUGAAAACCACAGUUUUUGACACACCACAAGCAAAGAGUCGCAUCCUCACAUGCAGGCCUUUCCCUCAGCACUGUCCAGCCCUGGGCCACAGCAGGAAUGGGACGAGAUGGCAAAGCACUGAGUGCCAUCUGGAGGGUUACUUCAUGGCCCCGGUGCUGAAUUGUACUCAGAUGUGGUCAGAUUUUCAUUUCAUCACCAGGACUUUGAGCAAAGAGGAAGAAGAGUACCCUUUGGCCUUUAUCAUCACGAUCCAUAAAGAGCUCGAGACAUUUGUGAGGCUCCUGAGAGCCAUCUAUGCCCCGCAUAACGUCUACUGCAUUCACGUGGACAGGAAGGCACCUGAGGACUACAAGAAAAGCGUCCGGCUCCUGGCUGGGUGUUUUGACAAUGUUUUCUUAGCCACAGUGAGCGAGAGGGUGACUUAUGCCGGUUUCUCCCGGCUGCAGGCCGACAUCAACUGCAUGAGUGACCUGGUAAAGUCCUCUGUCCGCUGGAGGAAAGUCAUCAACCUCUGUGGGCAGGACUUUCCCAUUCAGAGCAACCUGGAGCUGGUGCGAUACAUGCAGAGCAAAGAGUGGCGAGAUCGGAACAUGACACCUGGGAUCAAGCAGCCAAAGGAUAAGCGCUAUCGCACAGAGUUUCAGUAUGUGGAAGCGGACGACUCCUAUGUAGUACAGCACAAGAGGGGCCACAAGAAGAGCCUCCCGCCACACAACCUCCAAAUAUAUUUUGGAACAGCCUACUACUCCCUGACCCGUGCAUUUGUACAGUUUGUUCUGGAGAGUCCAGUAGCAAAAGACUUUUUGGAGUGGUCUAAGGAUACGUUCAGCCCAGAUGAGCACUACUGGGUAACACUGAAUCACAUUAAAGAUGCACCAGGAAGUCAUCUAAAUGGAGGCUGGGAAGGGGAUAUUCGUGCCAUAAAGUGGAAAGAUCAAGAAGGAACUACACAUAAUGGCUGUAAAGGUCACUACAUCAGGGAUAUCUGCAUCUACAGCAUAGAGGAUAUCCCUUGGAUCAUCAACAAGGAAAGUAUGUUUGCCAACAAAUUUGGAAUUGAAACCUUUCCAGAUGCUCUCCACUGUCUAGAGCAGUGGCACCGACUUAAAGUCCUGCAGCAAGCUGCAGUGCCCAUACAGCCAUCCUGGCAUCUAGCACAUGAAAUUGACACCAGCCAAUGCUGUAACAACACAGCAGGGCUGAAAAGCAAUCUGCUAUACCCAAGUUAGCUAAUGGAAACUAUA
Alosa sapidissima (American shad) is the source of this 1942-nucleotide messenger RNA. It is a transcript of the gene gcnt7, whose product is annotated as glucosaminyl (N-acetyl) transferase family member 7. Gene Ontology annotation, cellular component: membrane. The transcript has 4 exons. Gene Ontology annotation, molecular function: acetylglucosaminyltransferase activity. The record is from RefSeq and is a predicted model, not a curated record. NCBI's taxonomy places the organism in Eukaryota, Metazoa, Chordata, Actinopteri, Clupeiformes, Clupeidae. The coding region runs from base 620 to 1927 and encodes 435 amino acids.